UGUCAAUUGCUUCGACUUAUCUGUAUUCUCUAAUUCAUAGCUUUAAUAUUUGUACUUUCCAGGAAAACUCUGCUAUCGGCGCUUUUUAGCGGAUUCGAACUCUAUCGAUAGUGUUGGUGUGUCUUUAGAUUAUCUUGAUCAAAGGCUGGUGUGACCUGAAUCUACUCAUUUGCUCAAAAUUCUUUAUAUCCAGAUCCUUUAACGAUCUGAGUUCAUUAAGGUCACACCAGUCUUCGAUCAAGAUAAUCUAAAGACACACUGACACUAUCGAUACGACACAAAGUGAAAUCAGAGGGGUUGGACGAGUUCGAAUCCACUAAAAGUCACCAAGAGCAAAUUUUCUCUAGAACACACAAAUAUUAAAGCUGCGAAUUAGACAACUUUUUCUAUGACUUAGCUGUGUACACAAAGUUUUCAUUUGAACUUAGAGGACUAGCUUCGCAGAUUUCUGGUGCCCUACAAAGUCCAUACUAACAGAUUUGCAUAGAACAUGCAUUCACACUACUCCUGAUUGUAAGCUUUUUCAGGUAUUGAAAUCAGUUUAUUACAAGUCACGGCCUUGCAAAUCCAGCAAAAAUCCACAGGAAGCGACCAAAACUGCUUUUGGGCAUAUUUGCACCCGAUCACAUUUCGGAAAAAACUGUUUUCCUCUAACGAAUAGUAUGCACUUGAAUCGUCGAAGACAAGUGCAUGCUCUUCUAUUUAUAGAAGAAAAGUGGCUAAGGAAAUCAUUCAUCGAUUAUCUUGGAAUUGGAAAUGCUUGAAAAUGAACUGUUUCUCUUUUAUACUUUAUAACCUAACUAUGUGUCAUACACUAUUAUGUUCAGUUUUUCAUUUUUCUUUAUCAAACGCUACCCUAACUCAGUUCUAAAUUUUGAGGAGAAUCGGCUUUAGUAGGCACUAGCAUCUUUAUGCCUCAUUUUAGAAAAAUUAAUUUGAAAAAGUUCUCUAAGGCUUCAGAAGGGCAGGUCAACAGGAAAAUGUGGAAAAUCGUUGUCUCUAUAGAACUGCAUUAAAGUUAAAACUAAAAAAUCGAUGGACCGAAAUCGAUGCAAAGAUUAUUAGAAACACUGAUCAAGAUAACUACGCUAACAAGCAAGCAAGGUGAGCUGGUUUGCACUGUUCUGAUGGGGGUUGUUACGUGACAACAUCAACCGAAAUACUGGGAACGAGUGUUUCUGCCUGUUUAAUUAUGUUGACAUCAGUAUCAAGUUAGGAAAACCUGCUGUCGGAAAGUUCGCACAUUCUAUAAAAACUGCUAUUGGAAAUAGUAUACUUUUUCUCCACCAUUUUCUUCUGGGAUAUCUUAACCUUCAGCUGGUUUUUGUAAUGUUUUUCUCGGAAAUAAAGAGAUUCAGUUUUUGUUUUUCUUGUAGCCACGAAAAGCCUUGUUUAGACACAAAUAGCCUUCAAUCUUGUUUUUACUGAUUUAAGCUACAUAGAUAGAGAAAGUAUAACAUUUAGACCAAUGAUCUUUUAAUAAAUAUUAUUUUCUCUUAAGAUAAAUUAUAUUAUCGUGAUUUUCGUCGUACGUCCGCUUAUUCAUUUCAAUUUUUAUCACAAUUAUGUCGAUUAAGUCAACAAACAAUUGAUGAUGCAUUAUUAACACUUCAAUCAAGAACUUAUAUUACAUUCACAUUAAUAUCAAAAGAGCUAUUUCUACAACAAAAUCAGUUAUCAAUUCAACAGUUUCAAUCAUCAAUUAUUAACGACUUUUUAUUUACAUUUAACUUUAUUCAAUCAGCAACACAUGCUAAUGGUUUAUUAUCCAAUACAUUGACUAAUUAUCAAUUCAGAUUAGUUUCAUUUCUUGACUUUUUUUAUUAUCAUCUAACAACUCAACCAUCACAGUAUAAUCAAGGAAAUUGCACAUGUGAUAAUCCAACAAAAUGUUUCGAAUUAUCAGCAAUAUAUAAUAGUAAUUUUACUAUUGAAUUUCAAGUACCGGGGUUUUAUUUAGGUUGUUACUUGACGGAUUCGUUAUUACAAUCAACAUUAGAAUGUUUGUAUUCUCAACAAUGUUUAAAACAAAUACAAUUCUACUAUUCAUCAACAAAUUACAAUUUAACACCGUUAAAUUCAACGUUACCAAGCCAAUAUAAACCACAAACAACUGUACAACAAAUGUUAAACCAACUAAUGCUUGAACAAUGGUUAAUAACAAUAUCAUAUGAAAAUUAUUAUCAGCAAUGUCGACCAAUGCAAUGUCAAUAUUCAUAUAUUCGUUCAUUUAAUAUACUUUAUACAAUAACAACAUUAUUGGCAAUAAUUGUUGGCUUACAGAAAGCAUUAAGACUUUUGGUACCAAACUUCGUUAGAUUAAUAAGAAGAAAAAAGCUAGCAACAACAAAAGGUAAGUGA
Molecule: messenger RNA, 2361 nt
Organism: Didymodactylos carnosus
Lineage: Eukaryota; Metazoa; Rotifera; Eurotatoria; Philodinida; Philodinidae
Source: the annotation of a GenBank genome assembly